GACCCGCCGCCUUCUUGCUACGUCGACGCUGUGUGUGUCCUCAAGCAGAAAUCCCACCACAUUAACGUACAAGACCACUGUCUGAUCUAUACAGGGGUGCCUUUAUCAGCACGGUAGCGUUUAAAUCGACUGACAGCAGUCAAGACUCGGAUUCUCAGCAGUGAUGGCGUAUUUCGGCUGUUGCAGAGGCGUCAAUGCGCGCAUGUUGUUCCUCACGGCAUGUGCCAUGAUCGAAUACAUCGCUCAGACUGUAGUGUUGGUGCUGGGGCCGAUGCUGACGCUCCAUUUCUAUCCGGAGACGUCGUUCCAUCGGCUGGGCUUCUACACGGCCAUCAUCUCCGGCUCAGGUUUUCUCGGUCACGCAUUAAGCUGCGGCUUCUGGAUCAAUUUAGCGCGCUCUUUAAAGAGCAGCAAAGGUGUGAUUCUAUGGGGAUUAGCCGUCACAGGAGCUGGGUUCUUUAGCUUACUGCUAUGCAAGAGUUUGGUAGCCAUGUCGCUCGUGCGAUUCGCCACCGGACUCAGCAGCGGCGUGUUGCCAGUUGCUCUCAUCGAAAUUGACAACAUCUGUGGCAACAGACAGACCAAACUGGCGCUAGUGACCAAGACUUUGGGCGUGGGGAUCGGAGCUAUCGGCACUUUCGCCGUCAUCACACUGAGUGCGAAGCUGCCAGACAAGUCAAACGAAGACCCCGCUACAAGAGACUCGUCCUUGUAUCUGUAUCCGUUCUGCUUUGUCUCUAUCCUCGCGUGGGUCGCAGUCAUGGUGAUGCUACUGGGGCUGCGUCUACGAAGCCGGACAGCAUACACGCAGCUAGCAGAAGAAGAAGACGAUUUCCUGAACUUUAUGCCUCAAAUUCAGAUCGAUGCACAGGCUUCACCACGUUCGUCAACCAGUCUGAACACAAGCAGUACAAGCAGCAGCGAGAGCGGCAGUCCAAUGUCUACUACUGUCGCCCACGUCAAGUCUGUGUUUGGAGAGACGUUUGGACGCACUGCCAUGGGGUUGGGAUUCAAGAAAGCACUUACAACACCGGCGAAAAUCGCAGCAAUCAAGUUAUUAGCGACGCCACAGCCACAUUUCCGACUUAUCCGAGGGAUCCUACCGCAUUAUUUCCAUGGCUACACGUCGGACGGCCACUUGAUCGUCUGGGAUUUCGUGGGGCGUGUCAAGAUGGACAAACUCUUCGCUGCGGGCUUCACGACGUCGGAUUUACGUGACCAUUACCGGUUUUUCUUGGCUUUUGCGCAGGAGACCUUACUGCGCACACCUACACAGAAGAUCGUGUACAUUGUCGACUUGGAUGGCCUUUCGCUUCGUGAUGCUGACGCUCGUGCCAUUGACAGUGUCUGUGCAGUAGUGAAGACACUGCAACGCGAGUUACCGGAUCGUCUACACGCUCUGACGGUUCUGAACUCCCCCGUAUGGUUUUCUCAAGUGAUGACAAGCAUUCGUCCCCAUCUCGCGAAGCGGACUGCAGAUAAAGUAUCGUUCUUGUCCAAGGAGACAGCUACUCAGGAUUUGAUUGCACUUGUCGGCGUCGACAGCUUGCCGCAACGUUAUGGCGGACGCAACGGCGUGGAGAUUGGCAAAAGCGCUCAAGAACGUUCACUGGACGAUCUGUUGAAGCGUACCACCGCGUCAUUGGAGCGUACCCUUGAGAUUGUGGCUACUCCACGAGCACGACGCACAAAUGUCACUCGAUCGCGUGCUAGUAGUAUCCGCAGUGAUGAAGGGAGUGAUGAAGAAGCAUUUUUCGACUGCUCUGAGUAUGGACUGCAAGGUGUUGAAGACUUGGAAGACCAGGAACCGGUGAUCUCGGUGGUUGUCCACUCUCAAUCGACUCCGUCUCCUAAGACUGAGCCUGUUGCGAGAACUAAUGCUGCAAGUUCUGGAGCGUAUCAACCAUUGGAGAAAAAGCAUAUGAAAGCGACUCGGCCGUCUCUGAAAGCUGUCGACAAGCCUGUACCUGAAUUGGCGAUCACAAGUGAACCUCUGGCGUGUUUAGUACUGCUGGUGUUCUUCUUCUGGUCGCUGGUACAACUCAGUUUCGAUGAGAUGUUGCCACUUUGGUUCUUCAAGCAGAAUCCGAUCACAUUGGGCGGUAGUGUCCAUGCUAAGCCGCCGUUGUCACGCUCGACAGUGUCGUCUAUCACGCUCACUGUCGCUGGCACGCUGGCAUCUCUGUCUCUGGUUGUUCUAUUGGGUCAGAUCGCGUCGAGUGUGCUGUGUAACUCGAGUCGUAACUCUAUGACGCCUCUUGCUACGCUGCGUAUCGGCUUGAUCCUCCAGAUUCCCAUCUUGGGCUGCUUCCCGUUGAUCGACCUCUUCAAGGUGGAUGAAUUACCUUUCGCGUGGUUUAUGGUGGUCGGUGUACUUGUGAUUAAGCAACUCGUUGCCGGUAUUGCGUCACACGGCAUCAUGGCGUUGCUGGACAACUCCAUCGCUGUGGAUAGACGACUAGCAGUGCAUCGAGCAGCUCAACGCGUACGCUACUUCAGUCAUUUCAUUGCGAGUGGCGCAGCUCCUGCGUUGUUCGCGCUAUUGGGCUAUUUCGAGCAAGCGUUCCCGUUCGACCAGAGUCUGCUGUACUUCGUGCAAGCGUUGGGACUUGUGUUUCUGCUCUUCUUCUCCAUUGCUAUUCCCAGUCGAAUGAACUUCCCCGUGUUGUUCAGCAUGGGCAAACGGUGA
Phytophthora infestans T30-4 is the source of this 2689-nucleotide messenger RNA. RefSeq lists its product as uncharacterized. NCBI's taxonomy places the organism in Eukaryota, Oomycota, Peronosporomycetes, Peronosporales, Peronosporaceae. Bases 164 to 2689 code for a protein of 841 amino acids. The record is from RefSeq and is a predicted model, not a curated record. The transcript has a single exon.